AUGGGCGCCAAGCAAAAGGGUGGCGGCGCGAAGCCUAAGAACACGGCGGAGGAAGUAGAGGCGACCCUUCAGGCGGUCGUACUUGCCGAUACCUUUGAGACUAGAUUCGAGCCUUUCACGCGCGACAAGCCAAGGUGUCUACUCCCUCUCGCCAAUACCCCUCUCAUCGAAUACACCCUCGAGUUCCUUGCCAAUGCGGGCGUCGAAGAGGUAUUCCUAUACGCAGGUGCUCAUUCGGAUCAACUAGAGAAAUACAUCAACACUUCAAAAUGGCGAGCUCCAUCCUCGCCCUUCAAGCAAUUGACCUUCCUCAAGUCCACCUCUACCUCCGUCGGUGAUGUCAUGCGAGAUCUCGACGGCAAGCAUCUCAUCACUGGCGAUUUCAUCGUCGUGAGCGGCGAUGUCAUCAGCAACCUGCCCAUCGAGGGCGCUCUCACGAAGCACCGCAAGCGUCGUGAGGCCGACAAGAACGCCAUUAUGACCAUGGUCCUCCGCGAGGCGGGCCGCAACCACCGCGCCAAAUCCUCCUCCAUCUCCCCCGUCUUCGUGAUCGACCCAACCAAGGAUCGCUGUCUGCACUACGAGGAGAUCGACCACCACUCCGACGAGCACCCGGCACGCCUGAACAUUGAUUCCGAUAUCAUCUUGUCCACGCCCGAACUGGACAUCCGCCAAGACCUUAUUGACUGCAGCAUUGAUAUCUGCACCCCGGACGUACUGAGCUUGUGGUCUGACAGCUUUGACUACCAGUCACCCCGGAAACACUACUUGUACGGAGUCUUGAAGGAUUAUGAAUUGAACGGCAAGACGAUCCAUACAUACAUCAUUAAAGAGGACUAUGCCGCGCGGGUACGCAACCUAAAGGCCUACGAUGCCGUCAGCAAGGAUAUCGUCUCGCGCUGGGCCUACCCCCUGUGCCCGGACACCAACCUCCUCCCGGGACACACCUACAGCCUCCGGAAGGGCAACUUGUACCAGGAGCAGGGCGUCACGCUCGCUCGCUCGUGUGUACUCGGUCGACGUACUGUGAUUGGUCGCGGUACUAGCAUCGGCGACCGGUCAACGGUGCACAGCACGAUUUUGGGUCGGAACUGCAAGAUCGGCAAGAAUGUCCAGCUGGAUGGCGCUUAUAUCUGGGACAAUGUGGUUAUCGGGGAUGGUUCAGAUGUCCGCGGGGCUAUUAUUGCGGACGGCGUUGUGGUUGGCAAGAACUGCUCCAUUGCUCAAGGUGCUCUUCUCUCCUAUGGUGUUAGAAUUGCAGACGGUGUCAAGAUCGAGAGUGGGAAGCGCAUUACCCGGUCUCGGCCUGAUGGAAGCGUGGGAACCAGUGACCCCGCGGUUGUCGGCGAGGGCGGCGAGGGAUACGAGUUUAUCCAUGGUGAGGACGAGGAGGAUGAGGAAGAUGAUAUCAGUGUGGCCUCGUCAGGAUUGGUAUACCGCAUGCCCGGCCUUUCACUAUCCAAUGCCUCGAUUUCCACCCUAUCCUCUGAAAUCUCCGAGGGAUCAUGGCCUCGCUCUGGGCGAAGCAGUUUCUCCGACGGCGAAGAGCAGGAUAACUUCCACCACGACGCCUCUGUCAGUGUCUUUGACAGUCUACGCGAAGGCACAUCCGCCGACGUGGUGCAGUUGGAACUGGUCAGUCUGCGCAUGACGGCCAACGCCUCCGACGUGCAAGUCCGACGGGCCGUGGUAUCCUCCUUUAUGAAGUAUAUCUCCCAGUUGAUGGACGGCGGCAAGGGAGCCAGCGAGGCGGUGAAGGAGGUGUUUACCAAAUACCGCGAAGUGGUGGACCGCACCUUGUUCGACCGCAAGAAGGAAGUCAAGAAGGACCAGGUGGACUUUUUGCUUCAGUUACAGCAGGACCUGGUGCAUCGGAACAAGGGUGCGAGUAUCUUGCUGUUUACGGCGAAGGAGCUGUAUGAUCUGGAGUUGGUGGAUGAGGAGGCUUAUGAGCAGUGGUGGGAGGAUGAGCGGGCUAGUAGUACGGAGGAGAUGCGGACUGUUCGGGCUCAGACGCAGCAGUUUGUGGAUUGGUUGGCGAAUGCUGAAGAGGAGAGUAGUGAGGAGGAAGAUGAGGAUGAGGAGGAUGAGGAGGAUGAGGAAGAGAGACCCUCCCCUCCCUCCCCCCUCCCCCACGUCGGCAUCUUUGCCGCACCCCCUUUCACCACGCCUCGCCUCACGCGGAAGAGAAAGGCGGCUGAGGCGGCGAUUGCGGACAACGACCAGUCUUCCUCCAAAGCCGCCACCAAGGCUGCCUACUCCGGAAACGCCAACGCCACUGCCACGACUGUGACCGCGACUGAGACUGCGACUGCGACUGCUUCUGACUCCAAGUCAAAGUCACGCUCUAAGCACGCUUCCUCUGUGACAGUGAACUCCCAGGAUACCGAGAGGGGCAGCUCAACUAGUUCCGCCAGCGUGACCGUGAAGAAGAGUCGUAUCGCGACGCCGGCGACGACGACGGGCAGUAUGGACUCCGAUGAUGAUUUUAUGAGCGAUGUGUCGAGCGCGGAGGACUUUAUCGAUACGCAGGGUAGUGAGGAUGAGAGUUUGGGAGAAGAUUUCAGCGACUUAGACACCGGCUUCUCCGAUGACAAAGAUCUCCUCAAGCAGAAGCGCAAACCAUACGAAGUCAAGUACAAGGUCUUGGCCCCCGUCGAUAUCGACCAUGAACAGCUCGUGCAGAUUAACGAGGUUUCCGCUAUCCUUGGUCUACCCCCAGAGUCGGCCGCGAUCCUGCUCCGAUAUGCCCGGUGGAAAAAGGAAAAGCUAAUAGAGGGCUACAUGGAGCGUGAGGACGAGACCCUGGAAGCGGCCGGGCUGGGCAAAAGUUCGCAGGGUACGGCGCGGACUGAGGUCAUCCCUGGAUUCAUGUGUGAUAUUUGCUGCGAUGAUGGGGAUAAUUUAGAGAGCUAUGCCAUGCGCUGUGGCCAUCGGUUCUGCGUUAGUUGUUACCGGCAGUACUUGGCUCAGAAGAUCAAGGAAGAAGGAGAGGCUGCCCGUAUCGAGUGCCCUGGUGAGAACUGCCAUCGCAUUGUGGAUUCUAAGUCUCUAGAUCUCUUGGUGACCGAUGACUUGAAAGAACGGUACCGCACGCUUCUUACCAGGACCUACGUGGAUGAUAGGGAGAAUCUACGAUGGUGCCCGGCACCCGAAUGCGUGUAUGCGGUCGACUGCGGCGUCAAGACCCGCGAUCUUCGCCGCGUCGUUCCCACCGUCCGAUGCCGCUGUGGACAUGAGUUCUGCUUCGGCUGCACCCUGAACGACCACCAGCCCACCCCUUGCACAUUGGUCAAGAUGUGGCUACAAAAGUGCGAGGAUGACUCGGAGACCGCCAACUGGAUAUCCGCCAAUACCAAGGAAUGCCCCAAGUGCCAGUCAACGAUCGAGAAGAACGGCGGCUGCAACCAUAUGACCUGCCGCAAGUGCAAGCACGAAUUCUGCUGGAUGUGCAUGGGUCUCUGGUCCGAACACGGCACCAGCUGGUACAACUGCAACCGAUAUGAAGAAAAAUCAGGCUCUGAGGCUCGGGGUGCCCAGGCCAAAUCUCGUGCCUCGUUGGAACGUUAUCUGCAUUACUACAACCGCUAUGCGAACCACGAGCAAUCCGCCAAACUAGACAAAGAUCUGUAUCUCAAGACCGAGAAGAAGAUGACCAGUCUGCAGUCCGCGUCGGGACUGUCCUGGAUUGAAGUGCAGUUCCUCGACACCGCCUCGCAGGCUCUUCAACAGUGCCGCCAGACGCUGAAGUGGACGUAUGCAUUUGCAUUCUAUCUGGCGAGGAAUAACCUUACGGAGAUAUUUGAGGAUAAUCAGAAGGAUCUGGAGAUGGCGGUCGAGAGUCUGAGUGAGAUGUUUGAGAAGCCCGUGCCCGAACUGGCCGAGCUCAAGGUGGAUAUUCUCGACAAGACGGCCUAUUGCAAUAAGCGCCGGGUCAUUUUGUUGAGUGAUACUGCCGAGAACUUGAAGAAUGGAGAAUGGUCGUUCAACGUCGAGUGGUGA
Molecule: messenger RNA, 4002 nt
Organism: Penicillium daleae
Lineage: Eukaryota; Fungi; Ascomycota; Eurotiomycetes; Eurotiales; Aspergillaceae
Exons: 7
Coding region: 1-4002 (1333 amino acids)
Biological process (GO): biosynthetic process
Cellular component (GO): eukaryotic translation initiation factor 2B complex
Molecular function (GO): translation initiation factor binding; translation initiation factor activity; zinc ion binding
Source: RefSeq, a predicted model, not a curated record